UAAAAAAUCCCAUUUGUGAUGCGUGGAUUGGUUGGGGAUUGGAUGAAAGAAACUGUGCAUAUUUUUCAUUUUUGCGCAAUAUUAUCAUCAAUCCAUUAGGAGAAUUGAGGAGUUUUAUUUGCUUUUAAUAAAUUCGCAUUCAUAGUGCUAUUGAAAGUUUAUUCAAAGUUGCGGCAUGAGUUCACGCCGCCGCGACCGAAGUAGAUCGCGCGAUCGCCACAAGGAUCGGGAUCGCGAGAAGACCCGUGAUCGGGACCGCGACCGCGACCGCGACAAGGAACGUGACCGCGAUAGGGACAGGGACCGCUCCGACCGCGAGCGUGAUCGUGAUCGUGAGCGUGACCGGGACAGGGACAGAGAGCGGCACAGAUCUAAAAGGGAUAAAGAUCGCGAACGAAGCCGCAGCAGAGAUCGACACAAGGAAAAGCGUCGCAGUCGAAGUCGCUCUCGUUCGAGGAGCCGUAGUCGUGGCAGGAAGUCCAAAGAUAGAGAUGGCACCAUUGCUCUCCUGGAUCAGAUGGUGGGAACCACAACGAAGGCCACGGCGCGGGCGGUGGCCAAUACUCCCACCAUCAAUCCCGCCACUCAGGCGGCCAUCUUAGCAGCUGCAGCCGUUGCUCAGUCGUUUGUGGCGCAGCGCCGCAUCGCCGCGCCCGUGCAGCCGGCGGCGGCCGCGGCGGCCGCGCUGUCCGCCGCCACCGCCAUCCCGCCGCCCACCUCCGUGCAGCAGAAGCUGGAGCUGCUGCAGGCCAGGACCGAGUCCCGCUACCGGGACAAGCCCGCGCAUCACGACUACCAUCCCGAUGACGACAAGGAGGACGGACAGGGCCCGCCCGGCGAGACGGCGGCGGAGCGGCGCGCGCGGCGCCGGCGCACGCGCUGGGUGGGCUCCGAGCACGACAAGACCUUCAUCCCCGGCCUGCCCACCGUGCUGCCCUCCUCGCUCACCCGCGAACAGGAGGAGCAAUACCUACUGCAGCUGCAGAUCGAGGAGGUGAGCCGCAAGCUGCGCUCCGGGGACCUCGGCAUCCCGCACAACGUGGAGGAGAGGUCGCCGUCGCCCGAGCCCAUCUACUCCACGGACGGCAAGCGGCUGAACACGCGCGAGUACCGCACGCGCCGCAAGCUGGAGGAGGAGCGCCACCGCCUGGUGCAGCGCAUGCAGCAGAUCAACCCCGACUUCAAGCCGCCGCCUGAUUACAAGCCUCCGAUCAUCCGCGUGCACGACAAGGUGAUGAUCCCGCAGGAGGAGCACCCCGACAUCAACUUCGUGGGGCUCCUCAUCGGCCCGCGCGGGAACACCCUCAAAGCCAUGGAGAAGGAGACGGGGGCGAAGAUCAUAAUCCGGGGCAAAGGCUCCGUGAAGGAGGGCAAGGUGGGCCGCAAGGACGGGCAGCCGCUGCCCGGCGAGGACGAGCCGCUGCACGCCUACAUCACCGCCACCAGCGCCGACUGCGUCAAGAAGGCCGUCGAGAAGAUCAAGGAGGUGAUCCGGCAGGGCGUGGAGGUGCCGGAGGGGCAGAACGACCUGCGCCGCAUGCAGCUGCGCGAGCUGGCGCAGCUCAACGGCACGCUGCGCGAGCACGACGCCGCGCGCUGCGCCAACUGCUCCGCCUGCGACCACAAGACCUGGCUGUGCCCCGACAAGCCCAACGUCACCUCCAGCAUCGUGUGCAGCGCGUGCGGCGGCGCGGGCCACAUCGCGCGCGACUGCCGCGCCAAGCGGCCCGGCCAGGCCGCGCUCGCCUCCCCGCACAACAAGGCUAAGAUCGACGAAGAGUACAUGUCUCUAAUGGCGGAGCUCGGCGAGGCGCCCCCGCCGAGCGGCGCGCCCGCGCUGGCCGUGAGCGCGGCGCGGCGCUUCCCGCCCGCCGGCCACACGGCGCACACGGCGCACGCGGCACACGCGGCGCCGCGCGCGCUCAUGGCGCCGCCCGCGCCGUGGCUGCCCGCGCAGCCGCCGCCGCCGGGCGCGCCGCCGCCGCCGCCGCCGCACCUGCCGCCGCACCCGCCGCCCGGACACGUGCUCCAUCCGCCGCCGCCGCACUACCAGAACGACGGGAAAAUGGGUCCCCCUCCGGGAGUGCCGGGGCCGCCGCACAUGCCGCCACCGCCUCCAGGCGGCUGGCGCGGGUUCGGCGCGCCGCCGUGGGCCGCGCCGCCGCCCGCCUUCCUGGCGCCGCCGCCGCCGCCGCCGCCCGUCUCCGGCGGCGGGUAGCCGCACUGCCACCUCUACUACUUUUCUGUGUUUUCAUAUAAAUUCAAAAUAUUAUAUCCAACUCUACACAUUAUCUUUUAUUGUAUUAACAUUGCACUUCUUUUUCAAUUUGUAACACGAAAUAUACAUUUUUUGUGUUAAGACAUCCCCUACCGAUUUGAAGUAAUGGCUUUGUCCUUGGUUAAAAUUAUGAUGUAGACUAUCGCAUAUUGUAAGGUACCUUUGUUCUAUAUGUACCUUGUCCAACUAUUUAUUUUAAUUCCGACAGCUGCCGCUGCAGUCCCGUUUAUGUAAAUUUAAAAUUAUUUUGUGAAAAUCAACUUUUGAUUGUAAAAUCACACUUAUUUACCAACAUGUUACUUAUUAAAUGCUUAUAUAGGUCUCAAGGUUUUUUUUAAUUGGUGUUAAUAAUUUGUGAUCAGUAAUUAGAUACCUACACAAAACGGAACGUAACUUCUUCCUUGUGCUUGACAAAUCUUAUCACCACGUUAUUACUGUUGAUUAAAUGAAAGAUGUUGAAUGCGGAUCGAAGAGACUAAACGAAAAUAUAAGUAUAAAUGAAGAGAGAGUGCAACAAGUGAAUGUAUUUGUGUGUUUAGGCUGUAUGUUCAGUUCACAAAGAAGAGUGGCUGCUGGGUCUCACAUUCCCUUACGAGGAGCAGAAGGGUAUCACGAAUGCCCGACUGGCCGUUCAUAGUGGAGCCUACACUUAUGUAUGGGCGUUGAUUAAGACAGAAACAAAAUGGAAGUACCUAAAGUGAACGCAGUUGAUUUAAGAAGUAAAUUUAUCGAUGGGAGCAAAUUGUGUGGAGUGAAAGAGGAUGUAGUGACCAAAAUUAAAAAGGGUAUGUUGAGAUGGUUUGUACAUGUCGAGAAGUGGAUGAGGACAGAUCAACGAAAGAAAUUAUAAGGCAAAGCUGACUGUAAACGCGGGGCAGGGCCGGCAUCGCCGAACUUUUAAGGACCUUAUUUCGAAUGUCUUGAAAAAGGGAGAUGUUAGGAGCACCCGCAAUCGUCGGAUAUGCAUAAAAAGAGUAGUGAGUGUGGAGGAAGCGAGAGGUUUGUAAAAAUCGUAGCAAGAGAAAAUCCAGUCUCUGCCUACCCCAAUGGAAGACAGACGUGAUGGUAUGUAUGUAUGUAAAAACUCAUGCGAAGUGUAAAGUUAUACCUAUAUAUACUUAUGCAACAAACAUUGAUGAUUUGGACAGAUUAUUUAUUAUAUUUAUAUUUUUAAAUAUAAAUAAAAUAUUUUUCAAAUAUAGCAAUUUUAGCAUCAAAAAUUUGUUGGACAAGGUAUAGAUAAUAAUUAUAUAGUUUUUCAUAGGAGGUUCAUGCUUUUUUAUGUACCUAGGUACUCAUUUUUCACAAUAAUGACUAGGCUUAUUAACCAUUCCAAUUCAGAGCCAUCUUAUAGUCGCAAGACUGAAUGUACAAGUCAAACUUCUUUACCUCACACAAAAGCAAUAAAAGAUUAUACAAUU
Amyelois transitella is the source of this 3699-nucleotide messenger RNA. It is a transcript of the gene SF1, whose product is annotated as splicing factor 1. Gene Ontology annotation, molecular function: zinc ion binding; mRNA binding. Gene Ontology annotation, biological process: regulation of mRNA splicing, via spliceosome. NCBI's taxonomy places the organism in Eukaryota, Metazoa, Arthropoda, Insecta, Lepidoptera, Pyralidae. The transcript is spliced from 14 exons. Bases 176 to 2218 code for a protein of 680 amino acids. Gene Ontology annotation, cellular component: nucleus. The record is from RefSeq and is a predicted model, not a curated record.